UUAUUACCCAACUACGCACUUGAGCCAUUUUUCCUGACUGUCUCUUCACUCCACCCAUUGCUUGGCUACAACAGCUCGCCUUGUUUUUGCACCACAUCUUUAUGAUAAUUAGAAAUGUAAUUUUUCCAGAUAUGUCUUUCGGUCUUUCUCGAAACUGGAAAACCACAGGCAUUAUAACUUGUACUUAUUUCUACAACUCGUAAUAGGGCAGGUACGCCCGAAGCUAGGGUCCGCCCGCCACCGUCAAUAUGACGUCGAACAUUCUCUGCCUUGGAUGUCUUGCAGUCUGUAGUCAAUCAUCUUCAAAAUUUCUGUACCUAUUAAUAUAUUACUUUGAACAUAUCUCCGAACACGCGAAAUUGCCUUGACACUAAAAAAGAAGAAAGGAAGAGAGGAAACCACAGUCUGCAUUUAGACAAUUAUGGCUGACGCUGAUCCACCUUCCUAUGAGCAGGCCAUAGGCUCUGCAUCCUUCUCACGCCAACCCCGGAAUGGCAUCACCCCUGAAGCUCGCCGAAGCAUCGAGGAUGAGUCUCGACCGUUACCCGCAGGCUGGGUCCGUAGUUUUGACCCGGACUCACAACAUCAAUUCUUUGUCAACACCAAGGUUGAUCCUCCACGAGCUGUUUGGCAUCACCCUUAUGAUGAUGAUGACUAUAUGAAUUCCCUGUCAUCUGAGGAAAGAGAAAGAAUCCGCGGGCUCUCACGCCAUCCAAGUCAUCACGACGUGACCGCAGAAACAACGGACGAAGAGGGAGACGGGCAUAGUCACUCACACGGGAAGAGUCAUGCGUCUGCCUCGGCCAGCAAUGCCAGCGGGCCAAAGCGGAGCUUGGGGCGCAAGAUGAAGGACAAAUUCACCGGAACUACGCACGAGAAACGAGCGAAGGAUCGCCAGCAGCGCGAACAGAAUGAACGUGACAUGUACAAACAACACCAGCUGUUCCGCCGUGGUCUCGCAGCAGCCAUCGAGACAAACCAGCCACAACUUUUGGGCCAGGAUGACGAUGGAAUUGAAGUUUACCUUGAACCUCCAGGUUCGCGAUAUUCCGGGGUUCAGAGAGUGGAGCGCCUCAGUCCAUACCUUUCCGAGAUUAUUUACAGGCCUCCCGGUCCGUUGAACAAGAGGGCAAGGCACAUUAGACCAGAUCCCAUCUAUCCAGGUGGUUACGGCGGUCCUUACCAGAGACCAUAUGGCACAUACAACCGACCUUAUGGCUACGGCUACGGUGGCGGUAUGGGAAUGAUGCCAAUGGCUGGUCCUCUUUUCGGUGGGCUGAUGCUCGGUGGGCUAGCUGGCGGUUUGAUGUUCUAGUGCUCGACACGCGUGUAUUUUCGAGAUUGGUGAGUACCUGUAGAUAGUAUAAGGUUCUUGAGUCAUCAUAAGACCGCUAUAGUUUACCGUCAAUGCAAAUCGCAGUAGAGUCAG
Molecule: messenger RNA, 1429 nt
Organism: Truncatella angustata
Lineage: Eukaryota; Fungi; Ascomycota; Sordariomycetes; Amphisphaeriales; Sporocadaceae
Exons: 1
Coding region: 422-1315 (297 amino acids)
Source: RefSeq, a predicted model, not a curated record